AUGGACAAUUUUUUUACCAGUGUUGAAUUGGCAGAGGCUUUGAUUGAAUUAAAUACAACAUUGGUAGGAACGAUCAGAUCAAAUAAACGUCAACUACCAAAACAAUUCACAUCGCUAGAAGCAGCAAAAACACGGGGCUUAUUUUCGUCAGCGUUUUGUUUCUCGGGUUGUUGCGAACUUACCAGCUAUACAGCUAAAACAAAGAAAAAUGUUUUACUACUAUCAAGUGCACAUGCAACUGAAGAAAUCGACUCGAAAACUGGAAAACCAAAAGUGAUUCUGGAUUAUAACAAGUAUAAAGGAGGAGUUGAUACGUUCGAUCAAAUGUUACGCAUAUUUACAUGCAAACGAAAAUCCAAUCGCUGGCCAAUGAUAUUGUUUUUUAACAUGAUCGACGUUGCAGCUCUAGCGGCUUUCCGUUUGCACGAAAUGAUUCAUCCAGAUUACGAAGCGCACAAGUCAGAGAAAAGAAAAAUAUUUCUGAAAGAGCUGGCAUUUGAACUAGCUACUAAACAAUUGGAGAACAGAUGCAAAACUGCAGUUAAAUCGUCAGUAAAAACGGCAAUGGAUUUAAUUGGAUUCAAGCCACCAAAAAUGACCACCGCACCACUAGCAAUGCCUGCAAUUCAGGUAAAGAACACAAAACGUCGAUGUCAAACUUGCAAAACACAUCGAAAUACCAGAGACAACAAAACGACUGCCGUAUGCGAUUUGUGUCUGAAGCCAACAUGCUCAAAUCAUUAUGUACGGGCUUGUGAAGUGUGCUAUCUUCACAAUUUCAAAGACCCCGACACUGCUGUUUCAAGCGAAUCCGAUGAGGAAAAUCGUAAUGAUGCAGCUCCGUCAACUUCACGUACACAGGCUAACAGAAGAUCUCGCGUUGAUUCAAUUAUUAACCUUUAA
Contarinia nasturtii (swede midge) is the source of this 903-nucleotide messenger RNA. RefSeq names its product piggyBac transposable element-derived protein 4-like. The transcript is spliced from 2 exons. The coding region runs from base 1 to 903 and encodes 300 amino acids. Lineage: Eukaryota; Metazoa; Arthropoda; Insecta; Diptera; Cecidomyiidae. The record is from RefSeq and is a predicted model, not a curated record.